Messenger RNA from Strongylocentrotus purpuratus (purple sea urchin), 4439 nucleotides. Its product is annotated as degenerin deg-1-like. Gene Ontology annotation, cellular component: membrane. Lineage: Eukaryota; Metazoa; Echinodermata; Echinoidea; Camarodonta; Strongylocentrotidae. The record is from RefSeq and is a predicted model, not a curated record. Gene Ontology annotation, molecular function: ligand-gated sodium channel activity. The transcript has 8 exons. Gene Ontology annotation, biological process: sodium ion transmembrane transport. The coding region runs from base 1 to 1845 and encodes 614 amino acids.
AUGGAAAUAAACCAAUUUAAAUUUGUAAGGAAUUUAAAGACAAAUAAACACAUUCUUUCUGCUUAUGUCUUAUUUUCAAUCAGGGUAAAAGAGACCGACAAAGAUCUUGCUGAUCUCGACUCCGCCAAUGCAGUCCUGGUCGACUACAGUGGUGUGACAACCGCCCAUGGCAUACCGCGAAUCAUCACCUCUAAAUCGGUGAAGUCGAGGCUCUUUUGGAGUUUCGUAACUCUUAUCGCUUCGGGAGCGUUCCUGUGGCAAGGAAGCCUACUGCUCCUCGACUUUAAUAAACACCCUUACACGACGCAGAUCAACGUGGUCGCCCGGACAGAGCUUCAGUUUCCUGCAGUUACCGUAUGCAACAUCAACAUGAUGAGACGCUCUGCCAUGAUCAACACUCGCUUCGAAAGCCUGAUCCAAACCGAUGACAAUGCGAUCGAAGGUGACGCUGACUACGCCACCUGGUGGUUUGACAUGCCAACGGAUGAAACAUCAGCAUCGGCUUCUGGUCUUGUUACCGGAUCUGGGAGUGACUCGAGCGGGGACGCGACAACGGACGGUUCCAGCACGUACUCGAUGACCAACUUCACUGAGAUACCCGACGAAAACAACGCAACCAAUGUACUAUCAAGUCCUCCAACUGUAAUUCCCCCUAUAGCAACUGAUGCAGACCUUGAUGCAGCAACAUCAAAUGCGGAGACUGCUACGGCUACUACUGCUACUGACACUCGGGAAAACUUUAGCGAGUACGAGUGGUGGGAUCCGGGUUGGGACACCGACGAUUUCGACUACCAGGAAUACGACUGGACAAAUGUGAGUCAUGAUUACGACUGGGAAGGGUUCUACAAACAAUCCACAGCAGAUGACUUCAGUGAUCUUCUCGAAGCUGUCCACCCGACAAGGGAAGAACUGAAGGUGAUGGGACACCAGGCGGAAGAUUUCUUACUCCAGUGUACCUUCGAUAGACGAAAUCACACUACCAGAAAAUAUGAUUAUAUUAAACCUCUGAUGAUGUUUUUCAUUGGCCAUACAGGUCUACACUUGACACUGUUCACUGAACACCCGGAAUACGUGGGGCUCUUCGCCCAAGAGGCCGGGGUUCGAGUCGCCAUUCAUCCCCCUAACGUGUUCCCCUUUCCAGAGGACGAUGGGGUAGUUGCAUCGACAGGACAGGCAACAGAUAUCGCCAUGAGACAGUCUUACUUCAAGCGGCUUCCCCAUCCCCAUGGCAACUGUACGGAUAGAUCUCGGACUAACUUCACAUCGGAAGAAUAUGCUUACACCACCCGUGCGUGCGUCAAGUCCUGCGUUCAGCAACAGCUUUUUGACAAGUGCGGGUGCGUUACGGACAUCAUAAUGAACGAGACGUUCUGCAGCCCACGAAACAGAUCUCAACAGGUUUGUCGCCAGGCUACAGAACAGUUCUAUAAUGAAUGUCAGCUACCAUGGAACUGCCCUAUCGCUUGCGAUCUGCUCGAUUAUUUGAUAUACUUUCAGUUGUGGUGCCGCGAGAGAAGUUCAGUUAGGCCUACAUUUAUUUAUUUAUAUUGGAAAAAGGUAAAUUUCGUGAAAACAAGCUGUUCUUUGAUUUGUCUUGUGCACAGAAACAAUCUAGCUCGAGUCCGGAUCUACUUUGAAGAACUCAACUAUGAGCAGAUGAUCCAAAACCCAAAGUACACGAUCGAGAGUUUACUUGGCGGCAUCGGAGGUCUUCUUGGUCUCUAUAUCGGUUUCUCUGUGAUCACCGUUUGCGAAGUCGGUGUCCUGGUCGUUGAUCUGGUCAAAUUCCUCUUUCGGAAGGCGUACAGCCGCAACAAAGUCGUUCCCAUUGAUUUCAAAAGUUAAUCUAGAAUAAUUUGUCUCAUUAUGGUUUAUUUUCCAUUAUGGUUUAUUUUCCAAUACAGGGUAAGAGAUGUUAGUUGAUGAGUUGCGCUCUGCAAGUAUGAUCUGUUAGCCAUCAAAGGAUGAAAGACUAGACCAAUAGCCAAAAGGCGUCAAGUCUUUUGUCUUUCGUCGUUGAUCUCUUGUAAUGUAUCAUUCGAAAUGGAAUACAGGUGGGACAAAGGCGAUCCUGUUGAUUGAAAGAAAAUUAAUCAAGAAAACAUUCUUUACUUAAAUAUCUUCAUAUACUGAUAUGCAGCUUCAGAUAAUUCAACGUCAGAGCUGACUGGGUUGGUUUUUCUUAAAGCCCCUUUAAAGUGUUGGGAACCACAAAUUCGCCAAACAUUAUGAUACAAUUUAGGUGAAAUUCCUCCAUCAAAUUGUUGGGACUCCCAACACUUUAAAAGGGGCUUUAAACAACGCAGUAUUAAGUUUGGCCAAGUUGUCUUGAGAAUUUAAGAUAGAAUGUCCGACUAAUGAAUUGAGAUUUUAGUACCAAAUGGUUCAGAAUACGAUAUACGUGCUGGAACUGAAUAAUUUUAUACGAUGUUUGUGGUUGACAGUGUUGUAUCUUUUGAAUUGCCAAUGUCUUGUAAGCCGAGUUGGCAGAUUUUGAGACUUUGAGUCUCCAGAGCUGGCGGACUUUUGGACUUUGCCAGAGUUGGCAGAUUUUUGGACUUUGCCAGAGCUGGCAAGUUUCGGGUCUUUAAUCAAUUUGGCAUAUAUUGUUAUAAUACAUGUAUUUGGACAUGUUUAGUAAUUUGCUGAAAAGAGACUUAAUUGAUUUAUUUAUUUAUCCAUUUAAAGUGGUUUAAUUCAUUAGUUUUUUUUAAAACAAAGUAUACAUCAGUGACAAAGUAAAAUCACACGUAAUACAAAUAUGCAUGAUAACAUUAUGGUAGUAAAUUGCAAUUCUUUUUGUACUUAAUAAUGUAUAAUUGUGCUUCUACGACACCUGCUCUGGCUACAAUUAAUUGCUAUCUUUACACUGGCAGGGCUAGUUUGGUGGAAUUAAAUAGUUUUGGCAUCGUACUUGUUGGCAAAUUUUGUAGUAGGCCAAAGUGGCGAAUUUAUAGUGGUUGAGCCAACUGUGGCAGAAUUUUCGACUUUGCCAGAGCCGGCAAGAUUUGGGACGUAACCAAAAAUUGGCACGGUUAAUGAAUGAUGGCACAAAUUUGAUAUUGGAUUGGUUGGCAUGUUUCUUAUUAAAGGUGUUGUUUUUAUGACCGUAGACAUUUAAGAUGUCCUAUUUUGUGAAAGUUAUUUAUGAGUGGCAAAUAUUAAUUUUUCCUCUUUAACGUAAAAUAUCACCAGUGCCUCAUAAUGUAUGAGGCAUCCUGUAGAUUUAGAUUAGGAUUUAUGUUUAACUCUUAGUUUAAUUUUAGUAUCACAACAAUUUGAACAUGUAUUUUAUACUUGUAAAUUGUAACUUAAGGUUUAACUUUAGCUCAAUCUGUAUGAUUGAGGAUGCCUCGUUAAUGUAUCUGUAAAGGACAAAGGCAGUCUUUUACUUGAAUUAGAAAUGCCUUUGCUUCUAUGUCUAAAUAUGAGUGCACUGGAUUGUGAAUCUGUUAACACACUCUCUUUAUCUCUCUAUCCAUCUUUCGGCACUCAGAAUUUGUACAGUAAGAAACGUUGAUUAUAAUUACUUCGAGAUUUUAUUACAGCUCAUAAUAACUUGUGACAAUUACCGAUAUUGGACAGUAAAAUGUAGGUUUAGCACUGAAUUACAGACAGCAAGGGGCGAAUUCUUAGAUAAACCGGUUGUCUUUGGAUUGAAGUACGUUUUAAACUGAUUAGUUAAUUCUGGAGUUGGCGAUAAUUAGGAAUUUGACAAUUGAGGCUAUCUUAUCAUAGAGACCUUGGUAGGAAUGUCCUUGGCGCCAGGAGUGUCAUGUAUGACGGAUAUGAGCGCUAUACAAGAACGCACUAUUGUUAUUAUUAUUAUUAUUUAAAGUCACAUGGGUAGCCGACAGAGUGAGCUAGCAUGUUAGAAUAUGGAUGGAGAGACCCGUUUAUGGUGAAAUACCCGUUGAGCGGUGACUAUACAUGAAGGUAGAUUAUGCAGUUGGCAAUAAGAAGAUAGACAGUAAGGUUGAGUAUUUGGACUCAAAUUUGGAUUGGAGUAAUAGUUGGAUGGCUGCUGGUCAGCCUACACUGAUCGUAGUUGAGAUGCUAUGUCGUGUUUAGCCCAGACUAGAAUUAUUUCUCAUGUUUUCGUAGAAAAGAGAAGGUACACCAUGUAGUAUAAUAAUUAAGUUGCUAGUGAUCUAAAACUGUUAAAUCAUCAUAAACCUCAAGUAAGAUCUGUUUAAUAGCCAUCAAAGGGUAAAGUCUUUUGUCUUUCGUCGUCGAUCUCUUGAAAUGUAUCAUUCGAAGGCAUACAUUCGCGACAAAGGUGAUUCUGUUAAUUGAAAGAAAGUCGAUCUAGAAAACAUUUUUACUUUAAAUGUCUUCAUUUAAUUAUACGGAGCUUCAGAAACCCCCAACGGGAUAGCUGAAGUUUGAUUUUUAUUCAUUUUGUGACAAUAUUUCCAGGGGCGUAUCCGGUGUGUUGU